AAUUAAUAAUAGGGCCUGUCGUGUUUUUCCUCACAUGUUCUUAGGGGCCUACUAUUUGGGGAUUAUUCUUGUCUGAAAGAACCCACUGUCCUGCACAUUUUAGAUUUCUCCCUGCCCAACUCACCCACUUUAACUCAGGAAGAGCUGUUAAUUAGCUGAUUGAUUGGACCAGGUGUGCUGGGAUCAGGGAAAACACUCAAAUGAGUAGGACAUGGGACAUUUCACAGACUGCAGUCUUUCAUGCAAAACGGUUUUUUAUAACGAUGGUUUUUGGGACAACUUUGAGAAUACUUUGAUCUGGGGAGAAAUAAUAAGAGGUGGUGUGAGAAAUGGAUGUGCGCGCGGAUCUGAGAGUCAUUCCAGCUUCAUCCCAGAGUCGGAGUCGGUUCCUGAAAUUUGUGCGGCUCUUCCUUUUCCUUCUCUCUGUGGCUGCUUUUGCUAGAGUAGCUAUUGUUGAUGCACAGUCAGUGGAGGCUGCUUGCGAAAGCUAUGUCCUCCCGAUGUGCACGCGCGAGUAUGACCCCGUGUGCGGGUCCGAUGGGAGGACCUACCCAAACGAGUGCAUGCUCUGCUUUGACAACAUGGAACAUCAACUCAACACUUACAUAGUCCACAAAGGACGCUGUUGAAACAGCUGUUUGUGUGAACUGGAAUUAUAAUGCAUGUCCUGAUUAUAAUCAGUGAAAAGACUCUUUACUAUGGAAUUUUUUUUUUUUUUUUUUUAAAGUGUUUUAGAUGUCAUUUUCCUUAUGUAUUUUGGGUUUUUAAUCCUAUAUUAAAGAAGUGAUUUCUGCCAGAUCAGGCACAUAAAAAUGUGUUGUCCUGUAAUAAUAAUGAGCCGUUGACCUCCAUGCUCAUUAAGCAGCAGCUUCAUAUACAACUGUGCAUUUAGUGCACAAAUUUAAUAACAUUUUUGUGCAAGGGUAUAAAGAUCACAAGCAAAAAGUUUAUUCCUGCUAAUUUGGCAUGACAUUUUAUAUCCAAACACUCAGUGUAAAUCUCACUCAUUGUGUAUGUCAACAACUAAAGAAGAAUCUGCCUAAUCUCUACAGCUGUUCUACUCAACCAGUGGAGAACAAACACGUUUUGAUCUGGGGAAAACGCACAUGAGCAAGAUGGGUAAGGUAUAAAAUGCAAUGAGGCAUACUGUGGAAAAUAAUGAGAUCCAUGAUCACCACGAAGUUCAGUACUUUCAAAUAAAAAUGUUCAAAGCCACAAAGCUCUUCAUUCUCAAGCCUUUUUUGUCAAUUUAAACAGUUUGAAGUUUACUUCUGUCUGUUACAAAGUGUUAUUUAAAAAAAAAAAAAAAAAGUAAAUAAAAGAAAAAUUAAUGAGGAAUUUAUCCAGUGAUGCCCUCAUUUAAAAAAUAAGUGUUCACUACUCUGUAAUGUUCAUUGCUGUAAUCUAGAGAAUUAAUGAGGGGAAAACAGUUGUCUGGAUAAGUGCAGAUAGCAUUGAAUCCAUAAUAUGAAUAAUGGAUGGUUUAAUGUAUUUCUCACUGCAAAUAUGUAGCACUGUGCUGUUUUAACAUUUACUUAAACAGAUUUUGUGUCUAUAUAUAACAAGCACAAUGGAACGUUAUGGGGCUAGUGUAAGAGCUUAUCAAGAUUUUAUCAUAUUCAAAGACCAACAACUGGCUUUUUUUUUUUUAUUAAAUAUAUAUUGGACCUAUAAUGAGUCGUUUGGGAGUCGGCUCUUGGGUGACCUGAGCCGAGUGCUCUGGUUCACUGAAUCACUCGCUGACGCGCGUGUCUUCAGAUUUCCCAUCAUUAUUCUGUCUUCUAUUCUCGCACUGGAAUUACCCUUUAAAGUGGGCUUUUGUUCUGUUUUCUGUGACUGAUGUACCCUGUUUCUGAUACACUCAUCUGAGAUGGGAAACCUUCUCAAAUGACGAGAAACUCGUUUCUUUGCUUUUUUUUAAAAAAAAAAAAAAAAAAAAAAAAAAAUCUCUUCGAUAGCCUGUAUUGUAAACAGCUCGUUAACGAUCUUUGGAAAAGCUCAACGCUCGAGCGCCGCCUGUCGACAGAGUGAUAAAGGGGCGCGCGCACGGACCUUACCCUCAUUCCAGCCUUUUCCCAGCAUCCGAAUCACUUCAUCAUGUU
Molecule: messenger RNA, 2102 nt
Organism: Ictalurus furcatus (blue catfish)
Lineage: Eukaryota; Metazoa; Chordata; Actinopteri; Siluriformes; Ictaluridae
Product: trypsin inhibitor ClTI-1-like
Exons: 4
Coding region: 330-629 (99 amino acids)
Molecular function (GO): protein binding; serine-type endopeptidase inhibitor activity
Source: RefSeq, a predicted model, not a curated record